Messenger RNA from Pipistrellus nathusii (Nathusius's pipistrelle), 1425 nucleotides. Lineage: Eukaryota; Metazoa; Chordata; Mammalia; Chiroptera; Vespertilionidae. The record is from the annotation of a GenBank genome assembly.
AUGGCGGCCGCGCCGGGCCUGCUGCGCCAGGAGCUGUCCUGCCCUCUGUGCCUGAAGCUGUUCGACGCGCCGGUGACGGCGGAGUGCGGCCACAGCUUCUGCCGCGCCUGCCUGGCCCGCGCGGCCGGGGAGGCGGACGGCACGGCGCCCUGCCCCACCUGCCAGGCGCCCACGCGGCCGCAGGCGCUCAGCACCAACCUGCAGCUGGCGCGCCUGGUCGAGCGGCUGGCGCAGGUGCCGCAGGGCCACUGCGAGGAGCAUCUGGACCCGCUCAGCGUCUACUGCGAGCAGGACCGCGCGCUCGUGUGCGGCGUGUGCGCCUCGCUGGGCGCGCACCGCGGCCACCGCCUGCUGCCCGCCGCCGAGGCCCACGCGCGCCUCCAGACCCAGCUCCCCCAGCAGCAGCUGCAGCUGCAGGAGGCGUGUGCGCGCAAGGAGAAGAGCGCAGCGGCGCUGGAGCAGCAGCUGGUGGAGGUGGAGGAGACUGUGCGCCAGUUCCGGGGGGCCGUAGGGGAGCAGCUGGGCAAGAUGCGGCUGUUCCUGGACGAGCUGGAGAGCUCCCUGGACCAGGAGGCUGAGCAGGUGCGGGCCAAGGCGGGGGCCGCCCUGCGGAAGGAGCUGGGGGGCCUGAACUCGUACCUGGAGCAACUGCGGCAGAUGGAGAAGGUGCUGGAGGAGGUGGCCGACAAGCCGCAGACCGAGUUCCUCAUGAAAUUCUGCCUGGUGACCAGCAGGCUGCAGAAGAUCCUGGCAGAGUCCCCCCCGCCUGCCCGUCUGGACAUCCAGCUGCCUGUCAUCUCAGAUGACUUCAAGUUCCAGGUGUGGAGGAAGAUGCUCCGUGCUCUCAUGCCAGUGACGGAGCUGACCUUCGACCCCAGCACGGCGCACCCCAGCCUGGUGCUGUCCCCCUGCGGCCGCCGCGCGCACUGCGCGGAGCAGAAGGCGCCGCCGGCCGCCGAGGACCCGCGCCGGUUCGACAAGGCGGUGGCGGUGCUGGCGCGGCAGCGGCUGGCGGAGGGCGAGCACUACUGGGAGGUGCAGGUGGGCGACAAGCCGCGCUGGGCGCUGGGCGUGAUGGCGGCGCAGGCGGGCCGGCGCGGGCGGCUGCAGGCGGUGCCGUCGCAGGGGCUGUGGCUGCUGGGCCAGCGGGACGGGAAGGUGCUGGAGGCGCACGUGGAGGCGAAGGAGCCGCGCGCGCUGCCGCCCCGGGAGCCGCGGCCGGCGCGCGUCGGGCUGUACCUGAGCUUCGCCGACGGCGUCCUCGCCUUCUACGACGCCAGCGACCCCGACGCGCUGGAGCCGCUCUUCGCCUUCCGCGAGCGCCUGCCCGGGCCCGUGUUCCCCUUCUUCGACGUGUGCUGGCACGACAAGGGCCGCAACGCGCAGCCGCUGCUGCUGGUGGGGCCCGAGGGCCCCGAGGCCUGA